This is a messenger RNA of Paramecium pentaurelia, 1392 nucleotides long. The record is from the annotation of a GenBank genome assembly. Lineage: Eukaryota; Ciliophora; Oligohymenophorea; Peniculida; Parameciidae.
UAUGGCAACAAAGUAAAAACCAAUAAUCAUAGAAUCAGGAUAUGCUUACACCAAGACAUAUAUUGCAAAUCUUAAAUGUUAGGAUAACAGCUCAUACGUUUUGGGAUACAUUAAUUAUGAUACUCCAUAAUAAUAAACAUGUGCUGUGAAAAUUAAUGAUUUAAAUUAAGAGGUAAUAGACAAUUUAUUAAAAAUAGGAAACUAGAAGUACUGCUUAGAGGGAGAAGGACGUACUGAUGAGAGUAUCUCAUAAGAAUAUUGCCUAAACAUACAAAAUUAUAGAGAAAGAUGAUAAGAUGUACAUCUUUAAGGAAUAUGAUGAAUAAAUAACUUUAAAAACUAUUCUUACAAAAUUUAAGAACUCAUCAGUUGAUGAAAGUAUGAAAUUAGAAAAUAAAUAAUAGGGGAUGUAUUAAAUUUAGCAAUUUAAUUAAUCCAUUGUCUUAAUUACAUGGAAUCAUAGUCUUUGACUAAUAGAGAUUUGAAUCCUGCAAAUAUUUUGUUUAAUAAAGAAAAAGUAUACAAAAUCUUUGAUUUCGGAUCAUCGAAAAUUAUAGAAGAUGAUAACAAACAAAUAUUACAAUCUAUGGCUGUUGGUUUUAAUGAGGUAUUAAAUUUAAUAAGAUUUAUAGUUUUUUAUGAGUCCUUAAAUGUUGGGAAUUGAUGAUUAAGAAAUUAAUUAUUACAAAAGUGAUAUUUGGAGUUUGGGAAUGAUUUUAUAUUAUUUUGGUGAAAAUUAAUAUCCAUGGAGAAAAGAUAUUUAAAAUAAUAAUUUAGAUGAAGAAAUUGAAAAGAUGAAGGAUCGUCCACUUGUAUUCUAAAGAAUCAAAAAUACUCAAUUAUAAAAUUUGAUUAGAAAAAUGCUUACUUAUGAAUAAGAUAAGAGACCAUAUGCUAAAUAAUUAAUUGAAGAUAAGUACAUUUAAAGUUAAUUAGCAUAAUAAAAUCCAUAAGUAUAAUUGAUUUUCAAUAAUAAUUUAGGAAGCAAAAUUAGAAUUAUUAAGUGGGGUGGUUUAGAAAUUAAAUGGAAUGAGAAAAAAAUAUGAACUUGAUGAAACAUAUGAAGAAUUAAUUUUCAAUCUUAUAAUAAGAUUUUUUACUGAAAAUAAGAAAUUUAUAAAUAAGGGAUCUUAAAUUUAUUAAUCUUAUCAUAACUUAUUGGAUUAUCAAAUGUUUAAUAAAAAAGAAUUAUGGUUGAAUUUUAAGAUUUAAUACAACACUAAGAGAUAGCUAAUGAAUUAUGUUUAUGAAUAUAAAAGACAAUUAAAGUUAAAUUCUUAUUAAUAAUAAGAAUUAUUACUAUUAUUAUAGACUAUUGAUUGUUAAAAGACAUUCCCUGAUAAUACAUAAUAAUUGAUUGAAAUAGUUGAAAAACAAUAUUUAGUAGAUUGA